CCUCUCCCCUCGCCCCCCCCCCCGGCCUUUGUCGGCUCUCCCUCGAAUUCCUGUCUCUGCGCAUCAUGAGCGACGCCGCCGUCGCCCCGCCCUGCAGCAGCGAGCUGCAGCGCUUCCUGGUCAAAUUCGCCGACUCGCAUCCCGCUUUCUGUGCCCCGGAGUUCCUGUCCGUGGCCAAGGUCUUGGGCAUCGAGUGUGCCAUCGAGGUGGACGGUCAGCCGGUGAAGGAUGCCUACUCUUUCAGCCAGCCGUCCCCCUUCAUUUAUGUUUACCUGCCGAAUGAGGCGGCGGCCCGGGCCAUCGCUCGGCGUAGUAUCCUCGUUCGUGCCAUUCUUCGUGAGUGGGCCUCGGCCACCUCGUAUGAGGAGCUCCUCGACCAAAUCCGAAAUGACCCCCCCGGGGACAUGGUUGACUUCCCCGCCGGGAAGACCUUCGCCAUGCGGGUGGAGGGCUACCAUCAACGCCUCUCGAUCGAGUACCAGCGGGAAAUGAUCAAUCGCAUUGGCGAAUGCUGCCCGCCGGCCGUAUACGAGCGAGGCCGUGUGAACUUGCGCUCGCCCGACGUCACCUGGUGCUUGAUCGAGGAGUACAUCUCGCGCGGGCCACUGCAGCGGGUGUACUUCGGCACCCGAGUGGCCGAGGGGAUCCGCGUGACGGAUCAUCUGCUAGAUCGGUUCCGGCUGAACCGCCGGUCGUACCUCGGCACCACGGCCAUGGAUCCGGAGCUGGCCUUCCUGAUGGCGAACAUGGCCUGCUCCGCGCCCGGCCGCGUGGUGCUGGAUCCCUUUGUCGGGACCGGCAGCCUGCUGCUGAGUGUGGCGGCCCUGGUGCCGGGGGUGCAGGUCCUCGGCACGGACAUCGACCCGCGCACGGUGCGCGGCCUGGGCCGGCCGGUGGCCGGGUCCCGGCCAGGGACCAAUGCCCUGACCAACUUCCAGGAGAUCGGCCUGGCCCAUAGUGUGGAUCUGGUGCUGUGUGAUGCGUCGCGGUCGCCCUGGCGGCUGCCCGGUUUCACCGGACAGUCGACCGCCCGCCUCGCUGGCUUUGUUGAUGCCAUCAUCGCCGAUCCGCCGUACGGCGUGCGCGAGAGCGCUCAGCAGCUGACCCAGCGCCUGCGGCCGCGGUCAUGCGCCGAGCCAAAUGAUGAGCGCUACAUCCUCAAGACCAAUUACCCGCCGGAGCAGGUGUAUGCGGAUCUGGUGGACUUUGCGGCACUGCACCUGCCCGUGGGCGGCCGCCUGGUGUACUGGCUGGCCGUAAUCACGGAGUUCUUCACGCCCGAGGACGUUCCCCGGCAUCCGGCCAUGAACCUUGUGGCCCUGUGUCCGCAAUCCUUCUCCCGCUGGACGCGCUUCCUGGUGGUCAUGGAGAAGACCCGCGAGCCGGCCUUCGAUGCGGGGUCCACCACGGCGGCGGGUGGCCCCCUACCGUUGGCUUGUAGCCUGGCGCCUGGAGCUGGCCUGGCCGCGGAGGAUCGUGCCUAUGUGGAAACCCUGCGCCAGGGCCGAGAGACAUCGUACGGGCAAUUCCGCACGCAAUACUUCAACACGGCCAAGAACGGCCCGCACGAGCCGGUCCUGCCACUUGCCCCCGGCGAGGGGAAGGUCCGGCAGACGCGCCGGCGUGCGGCCCCGCUGCCGGAUGCCGUCCCCGCCGUCGCGCCGACAGCGCAGCCGGAGGAGCAGUAG
Fonticula alba is the source of this 1688-nucleotide messenger RNA. RefSeq lists its product as hypothetical. The transcript is spliced from 6 exons. Gene Ontology annotation, molecular function: nucleic acid binding. Gene Ontology annotation, cellular component: cytoplasm. The record is from RefSeq and is a predicted model, not a curated record. The coding region runs from base 66 to 1688 and encodes 540 amino acids. Gene Ontology annotation, biological process: methylation. Lineage: Eukaryota; Rotosphaerida; Fonticulaceae.